Molecule: messenger RNA, 2405 nt
Organism: Paramecium pentaurelia
Lineage: Eukaryota; Ciliophora; Oligohymenophorea; Peniculida; Parameciidae
Source: the annotation of a GenBank genome assembly
AUGAAAUAGAAAGAGAAAGAAGGAUCAAAUGAGAAUCUUAGAGUUGUAAUUAGAGUUCGUCCUCCAAUGGCAAGAGAGAUUAAGGAUGGCAAAUUCAUAUCAACUGUAUAAUUAUGUUUGAAUAUUUUAAAAGGUAUAAGCAGCUCCAGAUAAUCAAUAACUUUGCAUUUUUGAUUAUCAUGCAAUUGAGUUAGUGCCAGAUGAGGAAUUAGAAGCAUUUGUAUAAAAUCCAGCUAAUUAUACCAUUCAUUAAUUUACAUUUGAUUAUGUAUAUGAUUAAGAAAGCACUUAAGUAGAAGUCUAUGAAACCACUGCUGCCUUGUCAGUUGAUUCGACCCUCUAAGUAUGUAAUUAAUAAGUAUUCAAAAGGGAUAUAAUUCAACGAUUAUUGCUUAUGGAUAAACAGGAACUGGAAAAACAUAUACAAUGCAUGGAUUCUCUUUUACUCCAAAUUCAGAUUAAUUGGGUAUCAUUCCAAGAUCAUUGCAUAAUAUCUUUACACAUAUAUAAAUGAAAUCUAAUUCAAUGACAACUUUUAUGGUGAGAGCAUCAUAUUUAUAAAUUUACAAUGAAUCUAUAAGUGAUCUUCUAAGACCUGAUAAUUAAUAAUUAAAUAUUAGAGAAGAUAAAAAAAGAGGUGUUUUUGUUGAAAAUUUAUCAGAAUGGGCAGUACGUUCUCCUCCAGAAAUAUAUUAAUUGAUGAGAAGAGGUAAUGCAAAAAGAGUAACAGCAAGUACAAGAAUGAAUGAUACAUCAUCACGUAGUCAUGCAGUUUUUAUUAUUACUGUUGAAUAAAUUGAAGAAACACCUGAAGGAAAGAGAGCAAGAGUUGGAAAAUUAAAUUUAGUAGAUUUGGCAGGAAGUGAAAGAGUUAGAGUAACUGGAGCAACUGGUAUAAGAUUAGAAGAAUCUAAAAAGAUUAAUUAAUCAUUAUCUGCAUUAGGAAAUGUUAUUGCUGCUUUGACUGAAUUAAAAUAACCAAAAUCACAUAUUCCAUAUAGAGAUUCUAAAAUCACUAGAUUAUUAGAAGAUUCUCUAGGAGGUAAUUGUAAAACUACUUUUAUGGCAAUGAUAUCACCAGCUAUUGAAGCAUUUAAUGAGUCUUUAUCAACUUUGAAAUUUGCAAAUAGAGCUAAAAAUAUUAGAAAUACACCUAUGGUUAAUUAAGAUUAAGAUUAAGGAGCUUUACUUAGAAAAUAUUAAUUAGAAAUUUAGAAAUUAAAAUAAGAGUUGGAUGAAAGAAGUAAAUUACCUAUAGAUUCUAUGGUAUCUGAAUUAGAAAAAGAAAGAUAAAAGGCUUUAGAGGAUAAGUAAGAAGUAAUGAGUGCAUAUGAAUAAAGAAAUAGAGAUCUUGUUUAAGAGAGAGAAAUGAGAAAGUAAUUGGAAGAAAAGAUAUCAGCUUUAAAUUCAUAAAUGUUAGUAGGAGGAUAGAAAAUAGAAGAAACUCCUCAAUUUUAGAAUGCUCUAGAAAAACAAUAAAAAUUAAUACGUCAAUAAUAUUAAGAAAAAUUACAAGAAUUAGAAAAAGAACGGUAGAAUAUAGAAGAGGAUAAAGCUUAAACAGACAAAUAUAAAUAAUUAUUAUUAAAAUAAAGAGAUAUAAUGAUUGCAUUAACUAAUAGAUUAAAUGAAAGAGAUGAAACAAUCCUACAAUUAUAAGAAGAAUUAGAUGCAUAUGAUAAAUUGUAAAAAGAGUUAGAAGAUAUUAACUAAACAAAAGAUUCUAGAAUACAAUAAUUGGUGGAACUUCUUAAAUAAAAAGAUAUUGAAAUCCCUAUGAAUUUAGAAUUACCAGCUAAUUCAUUUAUUAAUAAUGCAAAAUAACAGUUAUUAUUAGCUGAAAUGCCUUCAUCAAAAAUGAUUUUAGUUGCUGAUCCUUCAUCAAAUAGUUAUAUUUAAACACUACCUUAAUAAGGUUCUUAUCAUCAUUCUUCUGAAGCUGUAACUCAAUAUGAACUAAAAAAUUAAAUUGACAUUAACAAAAAGUUAGAACUUGAUUUAAAGAUAAGUAGAAUGGAAUAAGAAAGAUAAAAAAAAGAAUUGGUAUCAUUAUAAGAUUAGAUUCAAAAAUAUGAAAAUGAUCCAACUACUGAAUAAGCUAAAAGUAUCAUUAUCUUUCAUAUUUAGAAUCUGUUGAUUUAAUAUUAAAUUAACUCACAAAACCUGCCAAUGGAAACUCACUUGCCACUGUAGCUUAAGAAUUAUAAAAGCUAUAAAAAAUACUUUCAGAUAAAGAAGCAAGUCCAAAAAAGGCAGUUCUAAAAUUUUAAUAAGAAACUUCCAAUCUCAAGUAAUAAGAGAUUAUAAAUAAAUUAAUUAUUAAACCAAGUAAAUCUAAUAAUUAGCUUAACCCUCCACCUAAUAAAAAAUAAAAAUAAAAAUCUAUAGAAGAUUUGUGGAAUUGA